UACUUUUUCAGAAAAAUAAAAAUAAAAAUAAACAUAAAACAAACAAGAACACUCGGAAGAUCAAAGUCCAAGGACAGAGGAUAGGAGUAGAGCGUUCGGGCAGCCACACAUCAAUAUCCAAAUGGCAGCGACGGUUUAUGCGGCGGCAGCUACUUCUUCUAUGGCGACAACCACCGCCACUUUGAUUCCGACUGUCAACAGAACUACCCGUUGCUCUGCUUUGCCUUACCUGCCACCUCGCUUGUCAUCCAACUCCCUCCGCCCUUCCAUCAAACAAGUCUCAGCAUCCCGCAGGGUUUCUCUCCUUCAGAUUAGAGCCUCAUCAGAAGAGUCUGCUCCAGUUGAUGCUGGUGAGCUCUUCACAGACUUGAAGGCAAGGUGGGAUGCACUCGAAAACAAGUCAACAGUUGUUCUCUAUGGAGGUGGGGCAAUAGUGGCUGUUUGGCUAUCAUCAAUUGUUGUUGGAGCUAUCAACUCAGUACCUUUGCUUCCCAAAAUCAUGGAGUUGGUCGGCCUUGGAUAUACAGGAUGGUUUGUCUACAGAUACCUUCUCUUCAAGUCAAGCAGAAAGGAACUAGCCACAGAUAUUGAAGCACUGAAGAAGAAGAUUGCUGGAAGUGAAUAAAUCCACAUGAUUAAGAUGCAAAAUUCUUCCCCUGUUGUGGAUCUUUAAUAUCAGUACUCUGCACCCUUGCUGUAAGACAUAUUUGUAUCUUGUAUUGUAGAUUAGGGACCUUGUAUGAAUCAUGUUCCUCUUUUGUAAUUUCCCAAGUUCGUUUUUGUAAUAAGGAUCAGCAAUUUAAUGUGUAUGCUAAAAGUGGAUAAUUACAAUCUUUGAUUAUAUA
This is a messenger RNA of Ricinus communis (castor bean), 845 nucleotides long. RefSeq names its product protein CURVATURE THYLAKOID 1A, chloroplastic. The transcript is spliced from 5 exons. Gene Ontology annotation, cellular component: thylakoid; chloroplast thylakoid membrane. The record is from RefSeq and is a predicted model, not a curated record. NCBI's taxonomy places the organism in Eukaryota, Viridiplantae, Streptophyta, Magnoliopsida, Malpighiales, Euphorbiaceae. Bases 122 to 625 code for a protein of 167 amino acids.